CCAUUUUAUAUUGCCUAUUUUUGUCUUCCGGAAUAUGUGACUCGAAUAGUUUCAAUGUUUUCAAGGGCAAACGAUAAUUAGGAGGUGUGCUACGACAAGAUGAAGCUGUUGGAACGCGAAAUUUACACCUCUUGCGCGAUCAAAGUGGGCUGGGUGUUAAAAUGACAGAUAAACAAACAAAUUCGCUCCCCGAACAAGAUGUCCUGUGACGGAGAGUCUGCCGAACCGAUCCGUGUUGUCGUAACGGGAGCUGCCGGUCAGAUCGCUUACUCGCUGCUGUACAUGGUAGCGAAGGGCGAUGUGUUUGGACCGAACCAACCGCUGAUUCUGCAUUUACUGGACAUUCCACCGAUGAUGGGCGUGCUGGAGGGUGUCGUGAUGGAGCUGGACGACUGCGCCCUGCCACUGCUUGUCAGCGUCGUCCCGACCGCCGAUCCGGCCGUCGCCUUCAAGGAUGUCGAUGCGGCCUUCCUGGUCGGUGCGAUGCCCCGCAAACAGGGCAUGGAGCGCAAGGAUCUGCUGUCGGCGAACGUGAAAAUCUUCAAGGUGCAGGGCGAAGCACUGGACAAGUAUGCCAAGAAGGACGUGAAAGUACUGGUGGUGGGCAACCCGGCCAACACGAACGCACUGGUUUGCUCGCACUAUGCCCCUACCAUCCCGAAGGAAAACUUUACCGCCAUGACGCGGUUGGAUCAGAACCGUGCCCAGGCCCAGAUUGCCGGUCGGCUCGGCGUACGCAUCAUGAAGGUGAAGAACGUCAUCAUCUGGGGUAACCAUUCAGCUACCCAGGUGCCGGACGCACGGAACGCUUCGGUGGAGGUGAACGGUACGGUAAAGACUGUACCGGAAGCCGUCGCGGACGAUGAGUUUCUGAAGCAGCAAUUCCUUGAGACGGUCCAGAAGCGUGGUGCGGCGGUCAUUGCCGCUCGGAAGAUGUCUUCAGCUAUGUCCGCGGCAAAGGCGGCCAGCGAUCACAUGCGCGAUUGGUUUGCGGGAACUCGCGACGGAGAGUACGUGUCGAUGGGUGUCAUUUCCGACGGUAGCUACGGUGCACCGAAGGAUAUUGUGUUUUCCUUCCCGGUCCAGAUCCAGAACCGGCAGUGGAAGAUCGUGCAGGGUUUGUCGGUGGAUGAGUUCACGCGCAGCAAGCUGGACGUGACGGCGAAGGAGCUGCUCGAGGAGAAGGAGGAAGCGAUGGCGGUGUGUGCCGCGGAUUGACUAGUUAAACUGUAAAGCAAAAUUUUGUACGAACCAAAACACCCUAUUCCUGCUGUUUACUGAUACAUAUAUAUCACGCAUUGGGAGGAACUCGAAACAGAAGAACCGGACGUGUAGCGCAGAAGAACCGGACGUGUAGCGCGUGUAGAGAGUGUUGAAUUGUGCCCUCCUCCCGUUUUUUUUCCUUUGUCAAUAAGAUGAGAUAGAGCAAAGAGACACCAAAAAAAAUUGUUUUCCGUUUCCUGCAGGGUUUUUUCAUUGUUCAAAGUUUUGUUUUACAGUGUUCGUUAAUCGGGAGACGUUAUAUGCACCCGCGCACCAUCGUCUACACACCUGAUAUAAAGAGUUGCUUCUACUAAUGGUAAUAAUAUAGAGUUGGCCUAUAUCUGUGCACCGGCGGUAGCACAUUUAGAAAGAAAAAGUUUGCAACAAUUUAGGAAAUUAUACAUCACACACCGUAUUUUAGGCGCCAACUAACCAAUUUGUUGAACGAUAGAGAAGUGAACAUAAAAAAAAACAGAAUAAAGAUAAGAAAUCAAUUCAAAGCGAAAUAAAAAUAUUGUAAUUCAAUAAA
Messenger RNA from Anopheles moucheti, 1792 nucleotides. RefSeq names its product malate dehydrogenase, cytoplasmic (gene Mdh1). The coding region runs from base 199 to 1218 and encodes 339 amino acids. Gene Ontology annotation, biological process: malate metabolic process; oxaloacetate metabolic process; tricarboxylic acid cycle. The record is from RefSeq and is a predicted model, not a curated record. Gene Ontology annotation, cellular component: cytosol; mitochondrion. Lineage: Eukaryota; Metazoa; Arthropoda; Insecta; Diptera; Culicidae. The transcript has 3 exons. Gene Ontology annotation, molecular function: L-malate dehydrogenase (NAD+) activity.